GCGUGUUACUUCUCAACUGUACUCUACUGUUCAUGUAAUGUUUUUGACAGAUUUUGGCGCAAAGCAAAAGAAAUAAUCUAUUUCUACAUGGUCUAAGUAUGCCUUCUGAAGAUUCAACUUCAUCUUCGGGAAGCAAUGAACCAGUAGCAGAAAGCAGUUCCUCUGGUUUUCAGGUAUCUUUGAUUGCUGGCCAUAACAUUUGGGAAUGGAUCUUUCUGGUGGUAAGUGCAUGGAAUGUGGCCCUCUUGCUUGCAUCUUCUGGAAUCGCAGUGGCACAGUGUGACUUACAGCACAGUUUGUUAUCGCCAGAAUUCAUGACUGAAGUCAUUGUCAUUAUUGUGUCAGUUCUUGCUCUUGCAUUUGCUGUAUAUGGGGUUCACGAAGAGCAUCAGUUUGACAUUUAUCUUCAUUUAAUUUUUGCUUUUGCUGCUGAUUUCUUCAGUUACUUAGCAGCUCUUAAGAACUGCUAUUCUUGUUUUAAAAUAGUGUGUUUUUAUGUUUCUGGUGGAAUGACCCUUGUUAACACAUUUUUUGCCUACAAAGCAACCACUGCUGCUGACUGGACGGAAUUUCGUAUCAUCGGAGCAUCAGAAUCUCUUGCUGCUAUGUAUAAAAAACAGUGUGCAUUUUUGUCACUACUAAAAUUUGAUUCUCUCUUUGUUUUAAUUUGUGCCCUGUUCAGUUUUCCUGUAACAUUGGAUUUUCCAAAUAAAACAAAUCUGUAUAUCCUUUUAUGCCUAAUAGUGAUAUAUUCCUUCCUCAGUUGGUUCUGUGGAAAAGUUACGGUAUGCAAGGAAGACAAAUACUUAGCAUCUGGAUUUAUUGUGCUCUGCAUUACCUAUCCAUGUUUAAUAAUAUAUCAGAUGUAUAUGUCAAAUCAUAAAGUGGUAGUAGAAAAUAUACAAUUUCAUCAAACUGCUCAGUAUAUUGGUAUUAUCAUAAUCAUGUGCAAGCUUUCAUUGACCUGCCUGAUGGUGCAGACGUGCCGAACUUUUGGUUACGGAUUAAAUACCAGAUCCUUGGAUGUACUGAAGAAGUGGCUGGAACGCCCUUCAAAGAACAAGUCGAGCAGCAAUGAGGGAACUUGGUUGAAGUUUUUGAAGGAGUCUUGUCACAUCAAGUGUGCAACAAAAGCCAAAGAAACUGAAUACACUUAUAAGGAUAUUUAUAGAUUCUGAUAAGGUUAUUUGAAAACUCUUGAUGUCUCCAAAAAUAUUCCUUUUAAAUUGCAUUUUUCAAUGAUGUUUAUAAAAUGAUUUAUAAUGUUUAUACUAAGUGGAUAAGUUCCUUUAAUCUCUUUUUGCCAUUCCCCGCCCAGUAACUUUUGUAUAAUUUUAUUAUUUUUAUUUUUGUUAUUUCAUGAAUAAUCUUU
Molecule: messenger RNA, 1372 nt
Organism: Uloborus diversus
Lineage: Eukaryota; Metazoa; Arthropoda; Arachnida; Araneae; Uloboridae
Exons: 11
Coding region: 99-1178 (359 amino acids)
Source: RefSeq, a predicted model, not a curated record